GGUAGAGAAAGCGUAGAAGUAAUAACGGGGAAGGGGUGAGCUCUUUGGGCAUUUAAGAGCUCUUCGCUGUUUUUCAAGCUCACUCAAAGCCCUAAUCUUUAGUCUUCGAGAUAUGCCGGGACCGACGAUGGAGAUGGAGCCGGUGGAGCCACAGUCACUGAAGAAGCUGAGUCUCAAAUCCCUCAAACGCUCUCUAGAUCUCUUCAGCCCAAUCCAUGGUCAAUUCCCCCCUUCCGAUCCUGAAAGCAAAAGGAUUCGCAUGAACCACAAGAUACAUGUUGAGUAUGGAGGAAUUAAAGGUGCAGGAGGUCAACCUACACGACAAGCUAAUUCAGGUGCAACAGACGGUGGUAACCAGGCUUCGGCGCCGUCUAAUGCCCUUGCUCUUCCAGGUCCAGAAGGUUCUAGGGAUCCUCAAAAGGAACGAGAUCAAAAUGCAUUGGUUCUUGGUCCAUCUUUGCAACCAAAGGGAUCAACUGAAGUUGGUAACACAGGCAAAAGCACUUCAAUUGUUUCUGCACCUGGGUUUUCUGAAAGGCUAACAACUUCUGCAAUAAUUGAAAGAAUUCCAAGUAAAUGGCCACGUCCUGUAUGGCAUCCUCCAUGGAAGAACUACAGGGUCAUCAGUGGACACUUGGGAUGGGUGAGAUCUAUUGCUUUUGACCCAAGUAAUUCAUGGUUUUGUACGGGCUCUGCAGAUCGUACUAUUAAGAUAUGGGAUGUGGCAAGUGGAAGGCUUAAGCUCACACUAACUGGACACAUUGAACAAAUUCGAGGCCUUGCUGUCAGUAGCAAACACACAUAUAUGUUCUCUGCUGGUGAUGACAAGCAAGUUAAAUGCUGGGACCUUGAACAGAACAAAGUUAUCAGGUCUUAUCAUGGUCAUCUAAGUGGUGUUUAUUGCUUGGCUCUGCAUCCCACUAUUGACAUUUUGCUCACUGGGGGACGUGAUUCUGUCUGCCGAGUGUGGGAUGUUCGUACCAAGAUGCAAAUCUUUGCAUUAACUGGGCAUGAUAAUACUGUCUGUUCAGUUUUUACAAGACCAACGGAUCCACAAGUUGUUACUGGCUCCCAUGAUUCAACCAUUAAAUUUUGGGACCUUAGAUAUGGGAAAACAAUGGUAACUUUAACCCACCAUAAGAAGUCUGUACGAGCUAUGGCACAGCAUCCUAAAGAGCACUGUUUUGCAUCUGCUUCAGCUGACAACGUAAAAAAAUUCAGCCUCCCAAAGGGUGAAUUUUUACACAACAUGCUCUCACAGCAGAAAACUAUAAUAAAUUCAAUGGCUAUCAAUGAGGAUGGUGUAAUGGCAACUGGAGGCGACAAUGGAAGUUUGUGGUUUUGGGAUUGGAAGAGUGGCCACAAUUUCCAGCAAUCUCAAACAAUUGUACAGCCUGGCUCAUUGGAUAGUGAAGCUGGUAUCUAUGCACUCUCUUACGACAUGACUGGCACGAGAUUGAUCACCUGUGAGGCAGACAAGACAAUUAAAAUGUGGAGGGAAGACGAAACUGCAACUCCAGAAACCUAUCCUCUUAACUUCAAACCACCCAAGGAUAUCCGGAGGUUCUAGUUUGUUAUGCUCUCCAAUUUUGUUGCUGUGCUUACUGAUGGAUCAUUAUGUUGUAUAAUCUAUGUGUUUACCAAACUUGGAUUAGACAAAUUUUUUAGCCAUGGUCCACACUUCUUGUUUAGACCCUGAUUCUUGCUUUCUUUUAAUUGAUGCCUGUAACUUUUUAUGGGUUUAAGCUAAAACUUAAAAGAAAGAGAAGUGAGGAAUGCCAUGCUCGUCUGCAUUUGGGCAAUAGGUUCUUGUUUGAAAAUUUCCAUGAAAUUUUCUUUUUCCUUGACUAAUGGUGAUUUGUCUAAUUUGUGUUUUAAAGACGUAUUAAAGUUGUAUUAAAUAA
Molecule: messenger RNA, 1904 nt
Organism: Rubroshorea leprosula
Lineage: Eukaryota; Viridiplantae; Streptophyta; Magnoliopsida; Malvales; Dipterocarpaceae
Source: the annotation of a GenBank genome assembly